Messenger RNA from Schistocerca gregaria, 1915 nucleotides. Its product is annotated as proline-rich protein PRCC. Bases 407 to 1681 code for a protein of 424 amino acids. The record is from RefSeq and is a predicted model, not a curated record. The transcript is spliced from 6 exons. NCBI's taxonomy places the organism in Eukaryota, Metazoa, Arthropoda, Insecta, Orthoptera, Acrididae. Gene Ontology annotation, cellular component: nucleus.
GUUGUAACACCCUGUGUGUUGUGGAGGUGUAUUGUUAUUCCAGAAACUAGGAUGGCGCGUAAAAUACUACUCUAUUAAUUAAUGUUUCAUCAUGUUUAUAUUUUGCUGUUGACGUUUGAGUACCGCGGAGGUUGAUUUAUAAGUACGUUGUCUUUUUAGCUGUGUGAUUGUAAAUAUAAGUGAAUCCACCAUCGCUCCUAAGGAGUAUGUAAAUUUUUUGUUACUUUUAGCUAGAAAGCACAACUAUCAGUUUGGUAAGAAUGCAUUUAUAAGGAAGAGCUUUUCACGGUGGUUUUUUUAUUACGUUAUCGCGUAAUUUUACGUGUAGAAAGCGCGGCGUUGGUAAUGUAAUGUGUAUCACAACCCUUACAGUCACUUAUUUUGUAUUGCGCCAGAAAGAUACACCAUGUCACUGGUAGCUUACGGUAGCAGUGAUGAGAGUGGUGACGAAGAUGAAAAGGACAAUUCAGUGAAAACAAAAAAUAACUCUGAAUUUGAAAGCAUUGAUCAUCCAUCAGAAAGUAAUACAAUCAGUUCUGUUGAAGUAUCAGAAGAAACUGUCUUUGAGAAGAAGAAACUGAGUGAGUCAAAUGAAAUAAAUGAUGAGGCACCUGCAUCGGGUUUAUUUUCUUCAUUACCUGCACCCAAAUCAAAAGCGUUAAAAUAUGAAGUGGACAACAAGUUAACUGAAACACCUGAUCUAGAUAUACCAAGGAAACAACCAGUGAAAAUUACUGUUCCGGCAUUGUCUGAAUUUAAAGAUGAUGAAAAUGAGGAACCAGUGACGAAAAAACUGAAACCAUCAUCGAGGGGUUCUGGGCUAUUCUCAAUUCUUCCUGCUCCCAAAAACAUGACCGUGAAAGAAGCAAAUCGUCCAUUAGUACCAAAUGUAUUGAAGAAGAAGACUACCGUGGCACCACGUACUGUCAAAGCCCCAGAAACAGUGAAGAAAUUGUCAACAGACCUGUUUAGCUAUGCUGAUUCUGAAGAUGAAUCAGGUGAUGAAGAGACAAACACGCCAAAGGAUUUCUUUGCUUUAACAGAAGAAACAAAUCCUCCAAAAAAUUGUGCACCAGAUAUAUGCUUUCCUGUUGGUGGUACUUCCUCUUUACAGUCUCAGGAAGUUGCUGAACAGUCUGAAAGUACAGAUAUAGGCCAGGAAGCCUCAUAUGGUCAACAGAAUGAGCAGCACGUAGCUUUUGAUGCCCAGUAUCAACAGAACUUCUGGUUCCAGUAUGGUACAGUGCCUCCACCACCCCCUCCUCCUCCUCCCCCUCCUCCUCCUCCUCCAGCAGACAGUGAGACUCAAGAGGUAACAGACAGCUCAGAUCAAAUACCGGUUGAUAACGGAGAUUUACAACUGGAUGAAGAAGCGCUUCAGAGGCUCUGUGGUCGUCGAGCCAAGAGACAAGGACAGGCAAUGGAGCUGAUUGAUGUGAGUGGAGAUGCUAUCAUGCCAGAUCCAAAAGAGUGGCUAACAAAACAGCUAACACAAGAGCAACAAACAAAGGUUCAUGGUCACAGUCAUCGGAGAAAUGAUGGUCCAACAACACAGCAGAGACGGAAACAUCAAAUAACUUACCUAGCAUUCCAGGCUAAAGAAAAUGAAUUGGAAUUAAAAAAUCAGUGGUCUCAGAAUAGAAUGUCAAGGAAGCAGACACAGUCCAAGUAUGGUUUUUAGAACUGAUGUACCUGUUGUCCGGCAGCAGGUGAUUCUGAGUCCAGGCUACCAGUACGCGAUGGCUAUGGGAUGUACACAAAUCUUCAUAGAAAACUUUCGUUUCUAAAAAAUAGAAGUGUGUCUGAACAUAUUGUAUGAUUUUAAAAUGCUGGUUGUUUGUUUUUUUUUAUUUUAUGUAAAGUUUGUAUAAAUUUUGUAAUUGAGGUUGAAGUACAAACAAUUUAAGUAAAAUGA